Melospiza georgiana is the source of this 3048-nucleotide messenger RNA. It is a transcript of the gene LMNA, whose product is annotated as lamin A/C. The record is from RefSeq and is a predicted model, not a curated record. The coding region runs from base 111 to 2075 and encodes 654 amino acids. Lineage: Eukaryota; Metazoa; Chordata; Aves; Passeriformes; Passerellidae. The transcript has 12 exons.
UAAGCGAGUCGCUCGGAGCCAGCGGGGAGCUGCCGCGACAGCUGGCCGGGUGGCGUGGGGACAUCGCGCCGCGACCUGAGCCGUGCCCUUCGCCUCCACUCCGCGCCCCGAUGGCGACGCCUUCGCAAAAAAGGAGCACCCGCAGCGGGGCUGCGGGGACCCCCCUGUCCCCCACCCGCAUCACGCGGCUGCAGGAGAAGGAGGAUCUGCAGGAGCUCAAUGACCGCCUGGCCGUGUACAUCGACAAGGUGCGCUCGCUGGAGCUGGAGAACGCCGGCCUGAGGCUCCGCAUCACCGAGUCCGAGGAGGUGGUGAGCCGGGAGGUGUCGGGCAUCAAGGCUGCCUACGAGUCGGAGCUGGCGGAUGCCCGCAAGACCUUGGAUUCGGUGGCCAAGGAGAGGGCUCGGCUGCAGCUGGAGCUCAGCAAAGUGCGGGAGGAGCACAAGGAGCUGAAAGCGCGGAAUGCCAAGAAGGAAGGGGACCUGCUGACUGCCCAGGCACGCCUGAAGGACGUGGAGGCUUUGCUUAACUCCAAGGAGGCCGCGCUCUCCACAGCCCUGGGUGAGAAGAGAAACCUGGAAAAUGAAGUGCGAGACCUGAGGGGACAAGUGGCCAAGCUGGAAAGCGCCCUGGGCGAAGCCAAGAAGCAGCUGCAGGAUGAGAUGCUGCGGCGCGUGGAUGCCGAGAACCGGCUGCAGACUCUCAAGGAGGAGCUGGAAUUCCAGAAGAACAUCUACAGCGAGGAGCUGCGUGAGACCAAGCGGCGCCACGAGACGCGGCUGGUGGAGAUCGACAACGGGCGGCAGCGCGAGUUUGAGAGCAAACUCUCCGAGGCCCUGCAGGAGCUGCGCAGCCAGCACGAGGCCCAGAUCAGGAUGUACAAGGAGGAACUGGAGAAAACCUACGGGGCGAAGCUGGAGAAUGCCAAGCAGUCAGCUGAGAGGAACAGCAACAUGGUGGGUGCUGCCCACGAGGAGCUGCAGCAGACCCGAAUCCGCAUUGACAACCUGUCCUCAGAAGUCAGCCAGCUGCAGAAGCAGCUGGCUGCCAAGGAGGCGAAGCUGCACGACCUGGAGGACAUCCUGGCCAGGGAACGCGAGACCAACCGGCGCCUGCUGUCCGACAAGGAGCGGGAGAUGGCCGAGAUGAGGGCGCGCAUGCAGCAGCAGCUGGAUGAGUACCAGGAGCUGCUGGACAUCAAGCUGGCCCUGGAUAUGGAGAUCAACGCCUACCGCAAGCUGCUGGAGGGCGAGGAGGAGCGGCUGAGGCUGUCCCCCAGCCCUUCAUCCCACAAAGGUGCCUCCCGGAGCCACCUGUCCACUUCGAGCUCCUCCAAGAAGAGGAAGCUGGAGGACAGCGAGAGCCGGACCAGCUUCUCCCACCAUGCCCGGACCAGCGGCCGUGUUGGCGUGGAGGAGGUGGACCUGGAGGGCAAGUUUGUCCGUCUCAGGAACAAGUCCAACGAGGACCAGGCCAUGGGGAACUGGCAGAUCAAGAGGCAGAAUGGGGAUGAUCCCCCCCUCACCUACCGCUUCCCCCCGAAGUUCACCCUCAAGGCUGGCCAGGUGGUCACGAUCUGGGCCUCGGGAGCUGGAGCAACCCACAGCCCCCCCAGUAACUUGGUGUGGAAAGCCCAGAACAGCUGGGGCUCCGGGGACAGCCUGCGCACCGCCCUCAUCAACUCCAACGGGGAGGAGGUGGCCAUGAGGAAACUGGUGCGCACUGUGGUCAUCAAUGACGAUGAGGAUGAGGAUGAUGAUGAAAUGAGCAUCCACCACCGCCACCACCAUGGCUGCAGUGGCUCUGGGGACCCCGGCGAGUACAACCUGCGCUCCCGCACCGUGGUGUGUGGCACGUGUGGCCAGCCGGCCGACAAGUCGGGCUCCCAGAACGCCGGCAUCACCUCCAUGUCCUCGGGCUCGUCCAGCUCCAGCGUCACCGUCACCCGCAGCUACCGCAGCAUGGGCGACUCGGGCAUCGGCCUCGGGGACAGCCUGGUGACCAGGAACUACCUCCUGGGCAGCUCCAGCCCCCGCAGGCAGGCUCAGGCUGUGCAGAACUGCAGCAUCAUGUAAUUCCAUGGCGCAUUCCUGUGGUUCCUGCCUGUCUCCAGCUAGGUUUGUUUUUUUUUUUCCCAAAGCAAAGAAAUUUUUUUCCCUUUAAAAAAACAAGAUAUCAAAAACCAAGGUUGUUUUUUUUUUUUUUGUUUUCUAUAGCAGGAAUUUUAUAUAUAUAUAUAUAUUAAAAGUGCUAAAAGAUGCUUUGAUUUUUUUUUUGUAAAGAAAAAAAUCUAUUUCUAUAUAAAGAAAACCAAACCAAAAAAUAGCUUUUCAGCUUCAAAUAUUUUUUAGAACUUCAGCCAAAGACAGCAAAGAACUGUGUUUACAGAGCAGCCAUGCAGGAGGAGUUUGUAGCUGAAAUGCUCCUUCCAUUGUACCCUUUUUGCCAAAGCUUUUUACAUAGGACAGGGAGAAGCGCAGCCGUACCCACUGGAGCUGCGUGCCACAGGGCCUGCUGUCCUGUCUCAAGUGGAGCACAGUGCCUUUACAACCCUUUUUUCUCGGGAUCUGAAGCCAAAAUUCCCUUUUUUUUUUUGUCAUUUUUGAGUUGUGAUUCCCGGCGGUGCCGGCGCGGGGGCUCCCGGCAGCUCGCGGGCGAUGCCCACGUCUCUGUGUGGCCAUUGCCCCCUCCCCAGCCCCCUGCCCGCCUGCCCUCCCUGCUCUGUGUACUGUAUCCCCCUGAUUCCCCAUCCCAGGCACCUCUUGCCCUUUUUCUAAAUCAGCCAAGUUGUGCCUUAGCUGAGGGGUUGGGCUGGGAGCCCCACUGGAGCGGAGAUGGAGCAGGGCAAGUGGAAACAGCGGAGCUGCGUUUUGGGACCAGGUGGAUUUGACAGCUGGGGUGAUGGAGCUCAGUCCCACGAGCUCAGCCCCAGCAGGGUUCCCCCCAGGACCCCUCUUUGAGAGCCACUGCAUCCAGAGGGGUUCAUCCCCCCAAGAGGGGUUCAUUCCCCAAAGGGGUUCAUCCCCAUCUGCAUACAGAGGGGUUCAU